Molecule: messenger RNA, 756 nt
Organism: Poeciliopsis prolifica (blackstripe livebearer)
Lineage: Eukaryota; Metazoa; Chordata; Actinopteri; Cyprinodontiformes; Poeciliidae
Gene: cartl
Product: cocaine- and amphetamine-regulated transcript-like
Exons: 4
Coding region: 46-546 (166 amino acids)
Biological process (GO): cellular response to starvation; adult feeding behavior; G protein-coupled receptor signaling pathway
Molecular function (GO): neuropeptide hormone activity
Source: RefSeq, a predicted model, not a curated record
GUAGCAACUAACUGGAGCUGAAAAAGGAGCUGAAAUUACUUCAAAAUGUCACCAAAAGCGAAACAAAGUGUUGGAGUCUCUUUCCUUUGGCCUCUCCCAGGCGGAGCUUCACCGUUCUGCAUAAAACAAGAGAGAGAGGUUCUGCUGUGGAAACGGCCGGGUCCCUCCGCUCCUCCAUCUGAUCUGCAGCCUUCCUCCUCCUCUUCAUCCUCCUCCUCGUCCUCCUCCAGCACCAUGGAGAGCUCCGGGCUGCUCCAGGCGCUGCUGCUCCUCAGCCUGCUGUGGUUCCGGUGUCACGGCCAGGCGCCACCGGACGUCUCCCCAGACGACCUCCAGGAUGAGAAACUGGACCCAGACCUGGUGGAAGCUCUGGAGGUUCUGCUGGGUCGGAUCCACAGCCGGGUUUCGUCCGCAGAGAAACGAGGGAUGAUCCCGCUGUGCGGGACGGGGGGCCGCUGUGCCGUCAAGUUUGGCCCUCGCAUCGGGAAGCUCUGCGACUGCGGAAGAGGCAGCAACUGCAACUCCUACCUGCUGAAAUGCAUCUGAGGAGGAGCAUUUGUUUCUCCUGACUUCCUGCAGGGCUGAACAUCCUUCAGCUUCCAGCCCAGUCGGCCAAUUACCGUCCACAUCCGCCGUCAUUCGUCUUCCUCUGUGCGUUGCUGCUGCCGCUGGAGGACUAGCAUGUGUUCUCUCUCCUGACAGCGGCCUGAAGCAUGCAGAUGCUUCCCGUCCAAUAAACCCACAACAUGCACACCA